AUGCACGAAAUUUCCACAGAAGAAUUCUCCUGUCCACCAGAGCUAAUAGACGGUCUCCGUGGAACCAACCAAUAUGACGAUUUCUAUGGCAUUGGGAACCAUUGUUACCGUUCUGUCCUCACUCUCAAGUAUCGUGCUCUUGGACAGAACGGAGAAUAUGUCUGCCAGGUUACCGCACAAGAAGGCGUCGCAGUAGAGAUGCCGAUCCGGUUCCAUUUUCCUCUCGGUUAUCCAUUGGAAAGGCUGGUUCGUCUCCGUGUGAAGCAGGAAGAAGAGUCGACUUGCGUCGCUAACCUUGUGGCUGCCGCGCACAACCUCUCCCGGCAGGAUCUGGUGCAGAGACUAAACGACUGUCCGCGCAAUACCCGCCUUCUCACCUGGCUCUCAAGUAACGCUAUCUGCGCAGGCGCAGAAGUGGAGCUGAACUGUGCGUACACUGGUCUGAUGAUGCAGAUCGGCGGCGACUACCUACGCAUGCUCUCUCUGUCUGACCUCCAGACCGAUGCCCAGUUGAUUGAUUGGGUGAGGAGUGUGUCUGGUCAGGUGGUAUCCGGUCCCGAUCCACCCCAAGGUGUUCUACUUUUCGUGAGUCCUCUUCAGCUCUUCAUAUAG
This is a messenger RNA of Dibothriocephalus latus, 612 nucleotides long. Lineage: Eukaryota; Metazoa; Platyhelminthes; Cestoda; Diphyllobothriidea; Diphyllobothriidae. The record is from the annotation of a GenBank genome assembly.